Messenger RNA from Nymphaea colorata (pocket water lily), 1625 nucleotides. Its product is annotated as ras-related protein RABB1c-like. Gene Ontology annotation, molecular function: GTP binding; GTPase activity. Bases 756 to 1388 code for a protein of 210 amino acids. Gene Ontology annotation, cellular component: Golgi apparatus. The transcript is spliced from 7 exons. Lineage: Eukaryota; Viridiplantae; Streptophyta; Magnoliopsida; Nymphaeales; Nymphaeaceae. The record is from RefSeq and is a predicted model, not a curated record.
CAGCUAAACUAAACAUUUGUGUUAAGCCAAUUAUUUGGAAUUUGAGAUCCUCUGAGAUCCUAAUCAUAUCGUUUACUAUCUGCACACAGGCCGGAGAUUCCGCCGGUAGAUGUAGCAGCGGUAGAAAUUGACCGACAAUUUUGAGGAUCUUCCUUGAUGUCGCCCCAUGUGGAGGAGGGACCCAACAAGGUCCAUCUGCCAGUUCAAUCAGCUUCACUGAACAGCAAAGGCCACAGCUGCCCUGGAUUGACAGAGCACGUCCACAUGGCUCUCUCAUGUUCUUCUUCUUCUGAAGAUAGUUCUGUGGUCACAUCUGGCUAGGAUGAAUUAAUGGCUAAAAUUCCUUGGCUUCAAUGGUUUUUUACUCCCAAAAAAAGAAAGGUUAAACCAGCACGCUUACUUCUCCCACUCCAAAAGUGGAUUUUCCUGCCAUCGUAGAAGGAAAGAAUCUACGGCGAGCCCUUCAAAGUGUGCUUCAAGAACUCAGAAAGAUUGGUAUUCAAGCAUAAGAAAAGUUCAAGAUUCCAGUAUCGAGCAAAAAGUGGAUUGAGUGUGGUGAAAAUCGAAACUGGGACCUUAUCUUUGCAACUCAAACAUCAUCCAACUCAAACUGGGACCUCUCUCCCCCUCCCUCUCUCUCUUCCCCUCCCGGUGCCCUAGGUUUGGUGGCGAUCUCUCCUUCUCCGGCGGCCUUCGGCGGCGAUCUUCUUCUCGGGUUUUUUGUAAGUUGGGAGCCUGAAAAGUGUUGAUUGAUAAUGUCUUACGCAUACUUAUUCAAGUACAUAAUCAUUGGGGAUACAGGUGUUGGUAAAUCAUGCCUUCUCCUGCAGUUCACUGACAAACGUUUCCAACCUGUGCAUGACUUGACAAUCGGUGUUGAAUUUGGUGCUAGGAUGAUAAAUAUUGACAACAAGCCGAUCAAACUUCAAAUAUGGGACACAGCUGGGCAAGAAUCUUUCAGAUCAAUAACUCGAUCUUAUUACAGAGGAGCUGCUGGUGCUCUUUUGGUUUAUGAUAUUACAAGGAGAGAGACCUUUAACCAUCUAGCAAGCUGGUUGGAGGAUGCCAGGCAGCACGCAAAUGCGAAUAUGACAAUUAUGCUGAUUGGUAACAAGUGUGAUCUUGCACACAGAAGAGCUGUCAGCACCGAAGAAGGUGAACAGUUUGCAAAGGAACAUGGUUUGAUAUUUAUGGAGGCAUCUGCCAAAACUGCCCAGAAUGUUGAGGAGGCCUUCAUAAGUACUGCAGCUACCAUCUAUAAGAAGAUUCAAGAAGGUGUCUUUGAUGUCUCAAAUGAGUCCUACGGAAUUAAAGUUGGCUUUGGAGGGGGAAUUCCUGCCACCGGAAGAGAUGGUACUGUAACACAGGGAGGAGGCUGCUGCAGUUGAGAACAAGGUGGCCACAGAUUCAAUAUUCAGCUUUUCGUGCUUGUGUGAUUCUACAUCUAAACUCAAUCCCCUCGAACGUCGAACCCUGUCCUGAUAACUUGUGAACCAUCCUUGUUUCUGUUUGUUUGUACAUUCUGUGAAUGAAGUUCCUUAUAUUCAAUUGUACGUAUGUUCCGACUUUGUCAUUGUGCCGUUCUUUCUCUUCCUCUUAUAAAUAAAGCCAUGUCUUAAGUCCUU